Molecule: messenger RNA, 1062 nt
Organism: Prorocentrum cordatum
Lineage: Eukaryota; Dinophyceae; Prorocentrales; Prorocentraceae
Source: the annotation of a GenBank genome assembly
AUGAUGGCUGCAGUCGGAGGAAUCUCCAAUCAUGUGGACCAUGGUCUUUCGUGGGCGAGCCCGUCCUUGAACUGUCUGGGCCACGCUCCCAACAGCCUCCCGCUGGCGAUGCCGGGCUGCGACUUCGACCGCAAGUUGCCGACGCCCUCGAUGAGGAAGCCCCCCGCGUUGAUGGCCAACAGCCUGCGCCAGCUCGACUCGUCUCCCACGGCCACUCCCUCUGCGCUCUGGCCGCCCACCCCGAGCCCCUCCUCGGCCAUGCACGUGCGCCGGGCGACCGAGCUCGCCUUCCGCGCCGCCGAGCCCAUGGCGUCGACGCGGGAGGAGGACCGCGGCGGCACCCGGGCCUCCACGCUGAACGCCGACGCGGGCGUGUUCGUGCCGAUGGCUCACGCCGCGGCGGGGCUGAAUGCCAGCGCAGGGGCGUUCGUGCCGCUGGCGGCGCCCGCGCCGCAGUGCUACCAGCCGCCGCCGGCCCCGCCCGUGCACCCCGCGCCCUUCCUGCCGGAGGCGCUCGGCAUGGCGCUGCCCCCGCAGAGCCAGGUACCGGAGGAGCAGGGCGAGCUCGCCGCCCCCGCGGCGACGACUCCACGGAGCCCGCCGGCAGCCCUCGCCGCGCCAGCAGCCGCCCCAGGCGGCGCGGCGGCGGCCACGCUCGACCGCUCGCCCCGCGCCGGCGGCGCGCGAAGGGCGGCGCCCUCCUGGGCCGACGAGACGCUCGGCUCCGGCUCCGGCGCGGAGGGCGGCGCCGUCCUGGGCGGAGCGGGCGCGGGGCCGAGCAGGCGCUGGGGCCCGGGCGGCGCGCGGAGGGCGCCGCCCGCGUGGGCGGACCAGGCGCCCGACGCCGGCGGCGCGGAGGAGGCGGAAGUCGCCUCGGCCGGGUCCGCCGCGCACGGCAGCGGCGAGUGCCGGCCGUGCGCGUGGUUCUACAAGCCGAAGGGCUGCCAGCUGGCCAGGGACUGCGGCUUCUGCCACUUGUGCCCCGAGGGCGAGCUGAAGAUUCGGAAGAAGGCCAAGGUGGCAGCCAUCCGGCAGAACCACUCGGGACCGACGACCCGCUGA